Perkinsus marinus ATCC 50983 is the source of this 642-nucleotide messenger RNA. RefSeq lists its product as hypothetical. The record is from RefSeq and is a predicted model, not a curated record. The transcript is spliced from 5 exons. Bases 1 to 642 code for a protein of 213 amino acids. NCBI's taxonomy places the organism in Eukaryota, Perkinsozoa, Perkinsida, Perkinsidae.
AUGGCUAGCUGUGGUGAUUACACACUCCAGAAUAGAGUACUCAAGGAGAUGCACAGGGAACGCAUGGCUCGUAUAGAAUGUCACUCGAAGAAGGCAUUUGUUGAGUAUGGUGAUGGAGACGGUCUGUGGUUGAAGGAACUGAAGGGGAAAGCACUGGGAACGCAACGAUGGGCUAGUGGCGACAGAUUUGCAGCAAUGGUGGCGAGUAGUGGUGGGAGAAGGUACCAGGAGCUGAAGAGCUUCCUUGAGAACUGUGUUAACGGUGUCGAGCUCGGGUGUGGGGUCGGGACUGCUGGUCUUAUGCUUGCCAAAGUUCAUCCAAGAAUGAGGAUGACACUGACAAAUCAACCGCAGUGCAUUUCCUUAGCAGAGGAGAAUGUCAGCUUCAACAACCUUGGUGAUCGAGUGACAGUAUCGGCGUAUAGUUGGGGAGAUUCGGUCGAGUCAUUCGCUGCUGACCCUCCAGACUUUGUUGUCGCCACUGAUGUUCUUUAUCAUGCAAGUGUCUUCGAUAAGUUUCUGAGCUCUUUGGAAGGCUUUGCAGGGCUCCGACGUGAGAGGAGCAUUCGAGUGUCACAGGAUGACGAUGAUCGCCAUAGUGUGAAGGCAAUCUCGGAAUUGGUCUGUGAAUUGAAUAAGUGA